UGCAGACCCUUGGGCUAAGGCAUAGAGUUCCACUGAGCUUACACUUAACUUUCUCACACUUAGAAAAUGGGCACAAAUUGAGAGGAAUGAAUUCCACUUUUUUAAAACAGAAUUAAGAAUAUUGCCUACCGUUCCGAUUUCUUCCUGUGGCCUGAGUUCCAAAUUCAGAGCUACUUCCUGGACAGUACCAAGAAUCAGAGAAGGAACCCCAGCAAGGACGUCUGAAGCCCUACCCUGGCAGGUCAGCAUUCGAACCAAAGACAAGGUUAUUUGCCGAGGAGCAAUUCUGAGCAGUUGGUGGAUCCUGUCUGCAGCUCACUGCUUCAAGGAGGACCUGUGAGUAUCGCAGAGAAGAUGUAAGAAAGAUGUUAAUACAUUUGAGGGGAAUGCCAAUAUAUUCAAGAAAAUAAGGAGUGGUCACACAGACUCAGCAAUUGAGUGAGAACUGAAGGAGGCUAAAUAGAUGUGGAUGCUAGCUGACUGCAGAGGAGAACUAGCAAAAUGAAUUAGGAAUAGAGCUUUGAACAGGAACACCCACAUGGUAAAUAAUAAUAAUAAUAAUAAAAAUAAGAAUCGAAUUGCAGAGACUCUGGCAUAAACCAGUGCAGGUAGUUCCAGUGGUAUUCGGCACACUGGGAGCUGUGCCUAAAGACCUAGGCAAGCACUUAAAAGCAAUUGGUGCUGACAAGAUCACCAUUGGUCAGUUGUAGAAGGCCAUCUUACUGGGAUCUGCUCGCAUAAUUCGCCGAUACAUCACAUAGUCCUAAACGCUUGGGAAGUGUUCGACUAGUGAUCUGUGAUACGAAAUCCAGCAUAGUUAUCUCAUUUGCUGUGUAUAAUGUCAUUUUGUGUAAAUAAAUAAAUCCUUCUUCUGCGCAUGUCCAAGAUGGCCGCUUGCUGAGAUCUCGGAGUGGCAGAAUGAGCAACUCCCGGCUGACGGAACAUCUUGGCCACCGACCUGGCCGAUUCUCCCCUCAGGCCCAAUGAUAAGAGCAUUCAGGCAGCCGCGGGAGAGGUUUUUUGCCCUCUCAGGGUCCGCGGCUGCCGAGAACGAGGCCGAGGGGAGUGAACGGUGACUGGCGGCAGCCAUUUUGGCGCAGGGCCUGGAGGGGGCGGCGUCUCGGCCGAGAACCGCCGCAACGGAGUUGUUUCCCGGCAUUUUUUGCCGGGAAUGAUGUAUGGAGCCCUCCGGUCCAUCGUGGAGGGCUGCGGGGGCGGAGGAGGCAGAAGAGGCUGAACUCUGCCACAGCAGCAUUUUUUCCCGGCCUUUUUGCCUGCAACGACGACGGCGCCCUCCGGUCCAGCAUGGAGGGCAGCAGCGACGGAUUCGUUCUUUAGAUCUUCCCAUAGUGGUCAUCUUGCAUGGGAAGCCUUCAGAGAAAAAGAAGCUGGACAUGGUGAUCAUCCAUGAAGACUUCAACAGUACCAGUCUGAGAAACAAUAUUGCUUUGAUCUUAUUGGAUUCUCCCAUCAACUUCAGUGAAAAAACGACACCAAUUUGCUUGCCCUUGUUGCAGGACCUCAGCAUAUGGCACGACUGCUGGGUUGCCACAUGGAAGACUAUAAUGGCUGAUAAUGUUGAGGAAUUAACCCACAUAUUAACGAAGGUAGAAGUAACUCUAAUUGACAGAGACGUGUGUUCCAAAGAAAUCCAAGGGUUAAUUGGGAAUGUCUUCUGUGCGGUUUCUAAGGAAAACAUGGAGGAGAACUGUGAGGUGGAGCGUGGGAGUCCCUUGUUCUGUGAUUCUGGAAGCAACAUGAAAUGGUUUGUGGUUGGCAUAGCAAGCUGGGGCGGUAACUGUGACCCAGAGGCAAGCCCCACAGUCUACACUGCAAUCUUCAGCUACCUUGACUGGAUACAAAAGGCCACGGCACAAGAAGGAAAGCCCUUUAUUCCUGAAGGAGCAGAUGACAUUGGACCUUACAGUCAAGUCUUUAUCCCAGAUUCUGUUUCCGGUUCUCCCCUCCUUUCAAUGACCUGCGCAAUCGCUCCAGUUUUGCUACUGAUGGAUCCAGUUUACUGAACUGAACUCCGUUUUAUUAUAAAAUUCUGAUAUUGUGCAUUGAUCUGCCCCAAAUCCAGCACCAUCCUAAUGCAUUGGACAAAGAUUCCUGUUCUGCCAGAAGGAUGAUCGGAGCUUGUUUAUCUGAUAUUUUUGGAAAGCAAAUAUUGGAAAAGGUUGCUGGAAGCAGCUAUAACUCUCAGCAGA
Molecule: messenger RNA, 2210 nt
Organism: Ahaetulla prasina
Lineage: Eukaryota; Metazoa; Chordata; Lepidosauria; Squamata; Colubridae
Product: serine protease 55-like
Exons: 4
Coding region: 1179-2024 (281 amino acids)
Biological process (GO): proteolysis
Molecular function (GO): serine-type endopeptidase activity
Source: RefSeq, a predicted model, not a curated record